CAGCAGCUACAGGAUAUGGCUCUGGGGAUUCCAAUGGCAGUCUGCCUCCUGUUCAAAGCAAUGGCGGCCGCGCUGACCGAGGAAGCAGAAGCGCAUGUGACGCCUCCUAGCACAGCGCAGCAGAGCAACUGGACGGUCAACAACACGGAAGCGGACUUCAUAGAAGGACCUGUAGCUUUGAAGUUCCCCCACCCUUGUCUGGAAGACCAUCAUAGCUACUGUAUUAAUGGAGUGUGCGCAUUCCACCAUGAACUGAAGAAAGCCAUUUGCAGAUGCUUCACUGGUUACACAGGAGAAAGGUGUGAGCAUUUGACCUUGACUUCAUAUGCUGUGGAUUCUUAUGAAAAGUACAUUGCAAUCGGGAUUGGUGUUGGAUUGUUAAUUAGUGCCUUUCUUGCUGUCUUACAUUGCUACAUAAGAAAAAGGUGUCUAAAUCUGAAAUCACCUUACAUCAUCUGCUCUGGAGGGAGACCAUUGUGAGACCUUAUAAGGCAUCCUCAUCAAGUCAUUUGUCAAUGGAGACUCCAAUGGAGGUCUUCAGAUGAUACGGAAUGUAACAAGCUAACUUGAAAAUAAUGGAGGUUUGGGUGACAGUGCAAUAAGAGGAUAAAAUUCAACGUUGGUUCUUAGGUUUUACCAUCUUUGGGUGCCAUGAGAGCUAUGUGAACAAGCUACACAGAAGCCAAGGUCACAACCCUCCCUUGGGCUUGUUAUUGCGUGGUCAUUGUCACUGCAGGAGGACUUGUUCCAUGCUUCUGAUCAUCUCAGAUGUGAGUUUUCAUUUUAACUGUUUACCCCACAUCAAGUCAAAGUAAUGAAUGCCGUGCCUGAGUUCUUCAUGUACUCAACAUUUGGGGCCACCUGUUUCAAUGGACCUGAUCCCAAACCAUCUGUCCUGAUGGUAUUUCAGGGAAUUUGGUAUCAACUUUCAAAUGAAACCAAUGAAUGGGUCUUUGAGUGAACCAAAAAUGCAUUUAACCUGAACCACUGGAAGAAAAUGGAGUAUC
Molecule: messenger RNA, 1007 nt
Organism: Peromyscus maniculatus bairdii (prairie deer mouse)
Lineage: Eukaryota; Metazoa; Chordata; Mammalia; Rodentia; Cricetidae
Gene: Epgn
Product: epithelial mitogen
Biological process (GO): positive regulation of cell population proliferation; positive regulation of mitotic nuclear division; epidermal growth factor receptor signaling pathway
Molecular function (GO): epidermal growth factor receptor binding; growth factor activity
Source: RefSeq, a predicted model, not a curated record